GUGCACUUCUCACUAUUCUAUAUGAACCCUAAACCGUACUUUAUAUUCUCUCAAAAGAAACCCCACUUUCUAAACAUUCUCUCCUCAACUUAAUAGAUGUGGGAGAAACCAAAGGAAGGUAAAACACAGCCUUCAACCACUGAUGAACAAAACCAAACCAAACCCAUUUUCAUCUUCGGGAUUCAUUCUUUCUUUCUAAAUAUCUAUAUCACAUAACGAUUUUCUCACUAUCUCAUUCCUCUAACUCCAAGCAACCCCUUCAAAUUCAUAUUCUUUGUCUAAAGAUUCCUUCAAAUCCCCCCACACAUAGUCGCUCAAAUGUUCUUUUCCUCAAAUCUCUCUUCUUUUUGUUUUAGGUCCGAUUUCAUCUUCCCCAGUUGAUAAGUCCCCUUCUUCUUCCUCUCUACCACUUAUUUUCAAAGUGCCAAUCACAGCUUUUUUUUUUAUCACCUUCUUUCAUCAAUUCAUGGAGUUGAUAAUAAUCUCUUGAUGGGUUCUCUGUUUCUUUCCCUGUUUUUGGUUUUCAGUGGUUAUGGUGUCUAUUAAUCAUUUCUCUCUCUGGGUUUCUCUCUCUUCUCUGUUUUUUUCCCUUUUUAGCUUCCUCUUCAGGUCUUUUAAUGAGGGGAAAAUUGUGGAAAGUUCGGUAGUUGUUCAUGGCGGUGAUGAUGAUGUUUCACUGUCGCCGGAGGAUGAGACUAAGGGCGGGGGUGUGAUUGAGAGUUUAGAGAAGGAAAGGAAUGAAUUUUCUUUUAGUUUCAAGUUCCAAACGUACGAGGAAUUUAGCAAAUCGAAUAAAGAAAAUAUUUGUUGCGAGAAACUGGAUUGGAGUGGUGGUUCUUCAUCAUUGGGCAACAGAUAUGAGAUUUUGCCGGAGAAAAGUACGAGCCACUUUGUGGAAGAAGCUGAAAUUCCGAGCUAUACGGUAGAAGUUUUGAAUUCUUGUUUGAAUCACGGGGUUUUAGGAAAUGAGAGUGAAGUUUCUGGGAAAGUUUUGGAACAUGAAAUUGUUAGCCAGGAAAUUACAGAGUGCUCCACUGUCGAUGGAACAGAGGAAGUUUCCGGGAAAUUUUUUAAAUUUGAAGCUGUAGAGGAAGAAAAACCCUUUACAAAAUUUGAAGAUGAAGAAGAAGAAAUUACGGAGAGAUUUCGAAAUGAGAAAGAAGAAUCUUCCCCGAAAAUUCAAAGUGAAGAAGAAGAGGAAGAAGAAGAAGACAAUGACUUUCUAAAGGAAACAGAUUUCGCCGGUUCCGAUUCAGACGCCGAUGUGGACAUCGGAGGCCGGUUUCUCUCCGAUACUGAUUUUGAUUUGGAUUUCAAAACUGGCGGGUACGAACCAGACGACGAGAUAAACGUAGAAGAAUCGGAGAAGUCGGCGGAGGGAAAUGGAAAAGGAGAAGAGGAUUCAGAAGAGUUGAAUGGAUUGGAAACAGAGUGGGAACAUCAAGAACUGAUUGAACAAUUAAAAAUGGAGUUAAAGAAAGUGAGAGCAACAGGGCUAGCCACCAUUUUUGAAGAAUCAGAGUCACCGAAGAUAAUGGGAGAAUUGAAACCAUGGAAGAUUGAUGAGAAAUUUCAACAUGGUGAUUUAAUGGAAGAGCUUCAUAAAUUCUAUAGAUCUUAUCGAGAACGUAUGAGGAAAUUGGAUAUCUUGAAUUACCAGAAGAUGUAUGCAAUGGGAGUUUUGCAAUCAAAGGACCCACUAAACUCAUUUUCAAGCAAUGACAAAUCUUCGUCGUCGUCAUCAAUCAUCUCUGCUUUCACACACAACCUAAGGCUAUACAGACGAAAUAAAUGUCAAGUGGACCCGAUGAAAGACUUCAUAAGAGAAGUUCAUUGUGAUUUGGAGAUGGUAUAUGUGGGGCAGUUGUGUCUUUCUUGGGAAUUCAUUCAAUGGCAAUAUGAAAAGGCUUUAGAUUUAUGGGAAUCUGAACCUCAUGGACUUCACCAUUACAAUGAAGUUGCUGGUGAGUUCCAACAAUUCCAAGUUCUCUUGCAAAGAUUUUUGGAGAACGAACCUUUUGAAGGCCCCAGAGUCGAGAAUUACGUCAAGCAUCGAUGUGUAGCUCGUAAUCUUCUUCAAGUACCCGUCAUAAGAGAGGAUAAAAGGAGGGAUAGAAGGAAAGGAAGAAGAGGGAAAUUAGAAGAUGGAUACGAAGCAAUCACAAGUGAUAUGCUUGUAGAGAUGUUGCAAGAGUCAAUCAGAGUAAUUUGGCAGUUCAUUAGAGCAGAUAAAGAUUGUCAUCACAGUACAAAUGGAAGCCUAAAACGCCCAAAAAAGUUGCAAGUAGAACUCCAAGAACCAGCUGAUGAGCAACUUCUUACUCACAUCCAAAUAGAUCUACAAAAGAAAGAAAAAAGGCUAAAGGAAAUUGUGAGAAGUGGACAUUGCAUAUUGAAGAAAUUGAAAAAGAACGAAGAAAAUGAAGAGACAGAAGGUGCAUUAUGUUUCUUUUGUGAAGUUGAUAUGAAGUUGGUGGGCAGAGUUCUUAGAAUGUCAAGAUUAACAACUGACCAAUUGAUUUGGUGUAGCAACAAAUUGAGUAGAAUUAGUUUCUCUAAUAGAAAAAUACAUGUAGAACCUUCUUUCUUUCUUUUUCCCUGUUGACCCUUUACUAAUAUUACUAUUCAUAAUUCCUUUGUAUAUUUUAUUUUGAGCCACUCAACAAUUUUUUUGAGAAAACUCAGAGAUUUACUCUAUGUUCAACUUCACAGCUUAUAUGUAUAGUGAUAGUUUGAAAUGAUAAAUGAGGAAACAAAGUUAAUGCAUUUGUGUGUA
This is a messenger RNA of Cucumis sativus (cucumber), 2776 nucleotides long. RefSeq lists its product as uncharacterized. The record is from RefSeq and is a predicted model, not a curated record. NCBI's taxonomy places the organism in Eukaryota, Viridiplantae, Streptophyta, Magnoliopsida, Cucurbitales, Cucurbitaceae. The transcript has 5 exons. The coding region runs from base 533 to 2605 and encodes 690 amino acids.